Prunus mume (Japanese apricot) is the source of this 2189-nucleotide messenger RNA. RefSeq names its product Pentatricopeptide repeat (PPR) superfamily protein (gene REME1). Gene Ontology annotation, biological process: RNA modification. Gene Ontology annotation, molecular function: protein binding; RNA binding; zinc ion binding. Lineage: Eukaryota; Viridiplantae; Streptophyta; Magnoliopsida; Rosales; Rosaceae. The record is from RefSeq and is a predicted model, not a curated record.
UGCCAAUUAGCAAUGCGCCUUCCCUCUCACUCCGUUCUUCUCAAAAAUGAGAGCCAUCCCCAUCUCCAAGUUGAAAUGCAAAGCAUGGCCCCCAUUUUCACUGUCACGUUCUUGCUCUCACAUGGCUAGCGUGGCAGAACCACCGCCGUCCACUCUGGUUGAUGAGUUCACAAAGUUUUGCUACCAGAGAGACCUACCCAGAGCAAUGACAGCUAUGGAAGCCAUGCAAAGGCGUGGACUUUGGGCCGACUCCCUCGUCUACUCGGAGCUCGUCAAGUGCUGCUUGGCUCGUCGAGCUGUUCAACAGGGCAAGCUUGUCCACAAGCACGUUUUCUCAAAUGGGUACCGGCCCAAGACCUUUUUAACUAACAUAUUCAUCAACAUGUACGUGAAAUUUGGUCUCCUGGAGGAAGCACAGUCGUUGUUCGACGAAAUGCCUGAGAGAAACGUUGUUUCCUGGACGACGAUGAUAUCGGCUUACUCUAAUGCCAAGCUAAACCACAAGGCCUUGGAGUCUUUGGUUUUGAUGCUUAGAGAAGAUGCGAUGCCUAAUAGCUUCACCUACUCAUCGGUUUUGAGAGCUUGCGACGGGUUAUGGUAUCUCAAGCAGCUUCAUUGUAGUAUUAUUAAAGUAGGGUUAGAAUCUGACGUUUUUGUUCGGAGUGCUCUCAUUGACGUUUACUCGAAAUUGGGUGAGUUGCAUAAUGCACUAGGCAUUUUCAAUGAGAUGGUGACUGGAGAUUUGGUUGUUUGGAACUCUAUCAUUGGAGCUUUUGCUCAGAACAGCGAUGGUGAUGAGGCUCUGAACCUUUUCAAGAGGAUGAAGGGGGCUGGUUUUGCAGCUGAAGAGGCCACAUUAACGAGUGUUCUGAGAGCUUGCACGGUGUUAGCGCUUUUAGAAUUGGGCAGACAAGUUCAUGUUCAUGCAGUAAAGUAUGGUCAAGAUCUAAUUCUGAACAAUGCCCUUCUUGAUAUGUAUUGUAAAUGUGGGAGCUUGGAAGAUGCAAACUCUGUUUUUACCAGGAUGGUGGAGAAGGAUGUAAUCUCUUGGAGCACCAUGAUUGCAGGGUUAGCACAAAAUGGUUUCAGCCAAGAGGCACUGAGAUUGUUUGAGCAGAUGAAAGUUUCGGGGACGAAGCCAAACUACAUCACAAUUCUUGGGGUUCUAUUUGCUUGUAGUCAUGCUGGCCUUUUAGAAGAUGGGUGGUACUACUUCCAGAAUAUGAAGCAGCUUUUCGGGAUUGAUCCAGGAAGAGAGCACUAUGGUUGUGUAAUUGAUCUUCUUGGAAGGGCUGGGAAGGUAGAUGAGGCAGCAAGGUUAAUUCAAGAAAUGGAAUGUGAACCAGAUGCAGUGACAUGGAGGACUUUGCUCGGUGCAUGCAGGGUUCACCGCAACGUGGAUUUAGCUGCAUAUGCUGCCAAGAAAAUUCUUAAAAUGGACCCUGAUGAUGCCGGAACCUACAUACUAUUGUCCAACAUAUAUGCCAAUUCUCAGAGAUGGGAAGAUGUUGCAGAAGUUAGGAAGAGCAUGAGAGCUAGAGGAGUUACUAAAGAACCAGGGUGCAGUUGGAUUGAAGUGGACAAACAGAUUCAUGCUUUUAUUAUGGGAGAUGACUCACAUCCACAAAUAGAUGAGAUCAAUAGACAGCUGAGCCUGUUGGUUGAUAGACUAAUGGGAAUGGGAUACGUUCCAGACACGAAUUUUGUUUUGCAAGAUCUUGAGGGAGAACAGAGGGAAGUUUCGCUUCUAUCCCACAGCGAGAAAUUGGCAAUUGUCUUUGGUAUAAUGAGCUUGUCAAAGGGGAGGACUGUUAGGAUAAGGAAAAACCUGAGGAUCUGUGGAGACUGUCAUAUAUUUGCAAAACUUGUUGCAAAGAUGGAGGAGAGGGUUAUUGUGAUAAGAGAUCCCAUCCGGUACCAUCAUUUUCAAGAUGGGGUAUGCUCUUGUGGGGAUUAUUGGUAGAAGAAGAUGAUGAUGAGGUUCAUAAGCCGGAAGUUUUUGCAUGCCUGAGGAGAAUAGAUACUCAUUUAAGAUGAAAAUAAAGCUCUAAACUUUUUUCUAUGUGCAUUUUUCUGGCUUCAAGAUAGUAUUCAGGUAGAUGCGUGGAUCUACAUAUAACUCAAAGUCAUACACCAGAGAAUGAUAGUAUCAAUAAGAUUUAUUUUGAGAGAAAAAAGAAUAAGGAAAA